AUGUCUAUUAAAUGUUUCAGAGUAGGCCUCAAAUUUGGCGUUGUAGCUGGUUGUGUAAAAUUAUCAAUUGACCAAGGUAUAUGGUCACUGAAAACUGACAAAGGAGCACAGUUGUAUGCUAACCUACAGGAGCACGUUCUUCCUGGAUUCAUUGUAUUUCCUGAAGAAUUGCCAUCUAACGAAGAGUUACGAAGGGAUUUGGGUGGAGUAUGGAAUAGUGGUGUGGAUUCAUUCUUCAAUGGAAUUGAAAAGAUGUCAUCGUUCAUAAGUCAUAACUCAGUGACGAAGUUACACUAA
Molecule: messenger RNA, 297 nt
Organism: Anisakis simplex (herring worm)
Lineage: Eukaryota; Metazoa; Nematoda; Chromadorea; Rhabditida; Anisakidae
Source: the annotation of a GenBank genome assembly